GUUCCUCUUUGACAAUAUAUUCGUGGUAAUAGGUGAUCAGGUCUUCCAACAGUCUGUUGGAAUUCCCAUGGGCACGAAUUGUGCUCCUUUUUUAGCUGACCUGUUUUAUCUUCCUAUGGAGCAGAAUUUAUUCGAAAAAUUCUAUGUGUGACGACACAUUCUUUUGUUGUGACCUUCAAUACGACAUUUAGAUAUAUCGACGACGUUUUGUCUAUUAACAAUAAUAACUUUCAUUCAUAUAUCGAUUCGAUAUAUCCCUGUGAACUCGAUAUAAAAGACACCACAGAGUCAUCCACAUCUGCUUCAUACUUAGAUAUUUUAUUGAAAAUAGAUACUGAUGGUAAACUAACAACUCAACUUUAUGACAAACGGGGUGGUUUCAGCUUCUCCAUCGUCAACUUCCCAUAUUUAGGUAGCAAUAUCCCAUUAUCACCUGCAUAUGGUGUUCAUAUCCCCCAACUGAUUCGAUACGCAAGAGCUUGUCCUGCGUGUAGUUAGUUUUUAAAUCGGGGCAGACUACUGACAAACAAGUUGAUGGUGCAGGGGUUUCAACAGUCUCUUUUAACGUCAGCAUUUCGCAAAUUCUAUGGUCUUUAUAACGGUCUAGUUUGCCAAUACAACGUAUCAUUGGGUCAAAUGCUGUCUGACGUGUUUAACACCGAUUGUUAGGCCGUUCUUGGCACACUGAUUUUGACUACGGAUAACUCUCUAUUCUGCAUUACUUAUUGGAGUUAUGAGAUUGAUUAGUGUUCGUUAUAUUCACCUUCCAUGCUUAGAUACUUACACACACACAUAUAUACACACACAUACAUGCAUAUUUACAUAAAGGUCAUGAGAAGAAUAACUCCUAUACGCCCAAAAAGCCUACGAAUUUUCCUUACCCCGUUCCCUCAAAUUCAACUCAUAAACCAUAUAGGAACAAACUGACUUUCUCUCGAGAUUUUCUAGAUCCACAUUACAGAGGCGGAUCCAAGAAAACUAGGGUGUUGUACCUCAGAUGGUACUUUUUCCUGCCAACAAGGAAUUGCAGACCUUCAUUAUGACUCAACGUAAACUUUAUUUAGUUAAGAUGUUUCAACCGAAAUUGAGGCUAGGGGGGAAUGGUGUUUCCAAUCUGCGUUUAAGUUCUCCAGAUCGUCAAAAUUUACAAUCAUUGAUAAAUCUGGAAGACGUAGAUAGUUUUGAUAAGGAAGGAAUUGGGAAUGAUAUUUUAAAACAAACAAAAUACUAGUACCAGUUUUUCUGAAAUGAAAUAUCUCAGUUGCAGUUGUCGACACGAUCGAUUUGAGAAGCGCAGAUGUUUUAGAAACGACAACUGGUACCAGGAUAAUACGCGGAAAAAUUAUUUAUCAUUAAUGAUUAAUUGGAUAAUCGGAGAGGAAAUUUGUUUUAAAGUCGUGUUGAUAUAAAUAGCUUUGGUUUGGUGACUGAACAUGCACAAAAAUUCCACACAUGUACAUGUAUAUGUACAUAUUCAGGUUACUGUGAUAACGGACCGAAACUUGGAGUCUAUAUAUUUUUAGCAUAGUGGAGAAAGAGAGAGAGAGAGAGAGAGAGAGAGAGAGAGAGAGAGAGAGAGAGAGACAAGGCCCGGAGAAAACUGACUUGUACAGUUUCCAUAUUACACUUGAAUAAACAAUACUAAUUCUGUAUGCCGAUCCAUGAUAAUAAUCGUAUAUCACAACAUGCGAUCUGAAUGUUUUUCUAAUCCGGAGAAAAUAAACCAGUUUUCACAAUAUGAUAUUCAAACCGUAAUGUAUAUCUUAUAAGUUAUAGUAGAGCGCAUCCGUGUGUGCUUUUUAAUAUUUAGGACCUAUCAUUUUUUUCUUAAUUUAAACUAAUGUUAAUUCUUAUCAAAAAAUGAAUUUAUAAAUGCAUAUUUACAAAUGAAUUGUACCACAAAUGUCAUCUUCGUUUUCAUAUAUAGCUAGACGGCCGACCGACAUGAAUUAUUUUGUCUACCUGAGUGAAGUGUGUUAAACAUUGCAUGUUUACAUGAUACCAGGGAUCAGGAAGUGUCGGCAACGAGCUGAUUGGCUGAAUAUUACCCAAUUCGUUACCUUUUCCGGGUUCAUUGAAGUCGUGUUUAAUUCAUUGUUCAACUUUGACUUGGUUGCGCGGUCUCCUUGAAAUAUUAUCAAUGAAAAUACUCAGUGUCGGCCACGAGGGAUUAUUGAUUUUAAUGUAGAUUAGGAAACCUUCAACCAACCCGAGCGGAAAUAUUAGGGAAGUUUAAACUUCGAGCAAGUGCAAGUGACCGAAAACAAAAUCCUGAAACACUCUCAGGGAAAAAACAGAUACUUUGUUAUCUAUUUCAGUUCUAAUAUAUAUACAUAUAUAUAUAGAUAUAUUUCUUUUCUUCUUUUUCUUUCUUUUGAUUGUCAAUAUUUCUUACGAGAAUACAAAAUACACUCGGAAAUUAAUGAUCCUGUUGACUUGAAAUAAACAAAGCCACAUUGAAAGACUGGGCCUUACAUAACUAAGUGAUUGAAUAACAAAGACAGGAAAACGUAUAGAACUUCUAACAACCUUCUUUUUAAACAGAAAAAACGAGUGCGUUUGUUCUUAAUUCCCAUUACGUCAAGUGGGAGAAUCUAUUGUGGGAAUGACAAGAUCUCUCUCGUAAGGAAGGAAGUGUCAGCGGGAAAUAUUUACAUGCCUUUAAAGAUCCCAAUGUAUACCUCAUGGACCAGCUACCCACAGCGGCAGACGACAGCUCUACCUCAGCCUGUGGUCCCUGCCAGCCUAGCCAAACAUCCCCAGCAAUGGACGAAAGAGGAGGUGGCUGUGUGGCUACGGUGGUGCGGGGAGGAGUAUUCAAUAGACGCAGUACCCGCUGACAAGUUUGACAUGAACGGAAAAGCACUGUGCCUUUUAAAGAGAAGUGAUUUUAUGGAGAGAGUGCCAAAGAAUGGAGACCUAUUGUACAACGCAUUAACGAAGCUCGUCCAGAAAAAUUCAGAUCAAACGAAUGGUGGAGUAGUACUCAUAUCUCGCUCAAAUGCACAGACAACACCAGUAUUCACGACCAAAGUGAGGCCGUUUGUACCCAUACUUCCACAUCCGGCGAAUCAUAUUACAAAGCAGGAGAUACUUCCGGUCACCACAGUACCAGGGAUUCUCAGUCCUGCUCCUAGUCCUUCCGACACCGGAAGCGGAUCUGACGUCGACUCUUGCACAGAAUAUGACGAUCGAAUGACGUGUAGAAAUCCAAUGCAGGCCUCACAGUUAAAUUACAUGAAUCAGCUACGACCAACCAUUCCCACAGGUUCAGAUCUCGUCCCAUUCCUCAGAAGCAAGGAGUCAGAUUGUCGCCUGCUAUGGGAAUUUAUUUACCAGCUUCUACAAAAUCCCUAUUACAAAGAAUAUGUUUGCUGGGAAAAACUCGAUGACUACGUUUUCCGAAUCAACAACCCAACAGGAUUGGCGCAGCUCUGGGGUCACCAGAAAAACCGAACGAACAUGACCUACGAGAAACUCUCGAGAGCACUCCGAUAUUACUAUAGAAUGAAUAUCAUCAAGAAAGUCUCGGGAAAGCGACUGACUUACAAAUUCAUGCAAGCACCAUCUAACAUCCAAAAAGGCCAAAGAGGUGCGAAACCACACAGCAGAUCAAAUCUUUUAACUUCAUGUAAAGACGAGGAAGCAGAUGAUUUUGACGACGAAAUGCGCUCAGACGACACUUUAACUACAGAACUAUCUCAGACGUCAAUAGAAACCAGACCCAUUAAGCUGGAGGUUCCGGACGAUCACGAAUUCUCAAGAACGGAAACUCGGGACAAACUAACGAGGAGUAUGUCGUACCCAGGAAUGAUGCAUCUGUCGUCUGCAAACAAUACCGAUAUUAAUGACCAACCUUUUGACUUUACGAUGACAACAUUAAAGCGCAAAGAAAAAUCAGUUGACGACAGUGUUUCCUCUGCACGAAUAUGCACACAAAUAAGCUUUCCGCUGGCCAUGGACCAUAACGUCCCAAUGUCAACCAGCAGUUGACCUAUAAAGGUUACUUUGAAGAAAAAGUUGCAUGUUGUGAAUCUGGUUUUUAUGUUCGAGUGAUUGUGUUAGUAUGUGAUUUUAAUAGGUUGUUGCUCGACUACGAGAUUCUACCGGUGAAACAGUUGUGAACUCAGCAUCUGUGAUAGAGAAACAAUAAUUAUGUAUUUACGAGAGCUACCCACUACAUUGGUGGUAUAAGUGGUUUUCAACUAAAUGUAAACAAUUGCAGGUGCAAGACUCUGUUAUGCUUUUUAUAAAAUGUUCAGAGAUUUUCAUGACAAAAUGAACAUUAUGUAAAUAUUGAUAAUGUGUACUCGAUGAAUUCAACACUGAUAAUGGUGAUCGUAAAUAAAAUCACGAAAUACGAA
Molecule: messenger RNA, 4364 nt
Organism: Ostrea edulis (European flat oyster)
Lineage: Eukaryota; Metazoa; Mollusca; Bivalvia; Ostreida; Ostreidae
Product: transcription factor ETV7-like
Exons: 9
Coding region: 2656-3993 (445 amino acids)
Biological process (GO): regulation of transcription by RNA polymerase II; cell differentiation
Cellular component (GO): nucleus
Molecular function (GO): sequence-specific DNA binding; DNA-binding transcription factor activity, RNA polymerase II-specific
Source: RefSeq, a predicted model, not a curated record